AUGAACAAUAAUGAUAAAGACCCACAUGGGAUGCCACCACCGAGCGGAAGUCGUUCGAGAAGUGGAAGUGAAUUGACUGCCUCAACGUCAAAUGUAGAAGAGACGACAUCGCUACGUGCUAGACUGUCUAGACAUCCAUCUACCAAUUCCAUCAGUGAAAAGACAAAAAUGAAGCUAAAACUGCAAUUAUCACAGGCAGGUGGGUACCAGAUGACCACCCCUCUUCUUUUAUCACCACGAGGUACGCCAAAUCAAUCUCCCGAAUAUAAUAAAGAUGGAUUUUUUAAUAAUUUUGAAACACAGCUACAUACAAAUAAAUCACAUUUGGACACAUUAUUAGAUGAAGGGAAUGAGCCUCAGGAUAGUAAUGUUACACCAGAACCCCCUAUACCAAUAAUACAUACGGAGAAUGAUUCUCAUCCAGUUUUGAAAAACAACAGCAACAAUAGUAACAACAUCAGUAACAACAAUAGUAACAACAACAACAACAACAACAACAAUGCUAGUAGUAGCAUAAAACAAUCUAAAACUAAACCAAACUUAUAUCCGUUGCAAACAAAGAUCAGAAUGCCGUCCUCAUCGUCGUCUAAUCCUCAAUCAGGCACACCUAGUUCUGUAUCAGCAUCACAGACCCCCAGGUCUCCUUUAAAUAAGUACAAAUCGAGAAAUAUAGCAUAUCAAGCAUUGCCAGAACCGGUCAGACCACAGACAUCCAUUUUAAAGAGUAAUUUUAAUACAAAAUUCUCACAGCAGUAUCAGCAACAGGAAAAGAAAUAUUUGACGGGAAUAACCAAGUAUAGAAAUAGAUAUAAGAAUGUUGAUGAUUAUUAUGAUAAGUCUGUAGUACCCGACGAUGUGACUGAAAGUGCCGGUAGUACAUCUGAGCUUUCGGAUAUAUCCAAGUUCACUAGCGUUGAUUCCGAGAUUGAAGAUAACUCGGACUAUUUAGGGGAUAAAAAUAGAGAAUAUGAAGCAUUAAAGGCAUUAGGUCAACAAAUCGGUUCCGAGUUAUUAGACAAAGAAUUGAAAUCAUUAUCCGAGUAUUCUUUGGAUUCAAACUUAUUAUUGGAUUUGUUAAACCAAAAUGACGAGAUUCAAUUGAAAAACACAAAUGAUAACCAAACAAUAUCAGAACGCUUAGAGUGGCAGACGAUGCUACAAACAGUAAUGACAGGUGAUGUUGUUAAAGGUGAGAAAACAAAGCUCAUCAAACCCUUGACUGAAUUGGAAGGUGGGGAAAAUUUAUUGCGGGUGGGUUAUAAAGAAGAUUUUUGGUUAGGUUUGCGGGCUAAAUUGUAUGGGCGUACAGAGGAGGAACAGAAGAAGUUAGUUUUAUAUCAUAGAGGCUUAGUUGAUGAAAAGUUUGAUGAAAUUUUGAAUUUCAAGUUAGAAUUCACUCCCGAGCAGCUAGAUAUGUCCUAUAAAGAUAAAGUUAAGUUUGCAUCUGUCAAAGUAAAUCAUUUACUAGAUAUUUAUGAAAAAUGCAAAGAACUAUGGAGAACUGAAAAAGAGAUGGAGACGGAUAAACCUCAGUGUGCAACACCUGAAUUUAUUAAUCGGAUUAACUGCUUGAAUGCUUGGACUUCAGUGACUGAUGCCAUUGAACGGGAGUCUGAUGUUUUGAAGAAAUGGGUUGGGAAUGACGAUUUAGACAUUUUAAGGCCUUCAUUAUCAAGUGCAAAUACACAUGAUUCAACUACUGAAGGUAGCGGUGAAAGAAACUCUCAACGUGGCCAUAUUUUCAAAGAUGACCGUCCAUUUGUUGAAAGGAUAAUGAAGGAGAAAGAUAUUGAGAAUCUGUUUAAUAAAAAAUUGUUUAACACUUUUUCACACCUAACCAUCAAGGCUAAAAAUGCGUAUCUAGAAUACCAUCAAAUUUUCAAAGAACUAGGAUUACCUUCUUACCUUGAUAAUCUAUUUGUCCUAACAAACUUUAGCUCUAAAUUAAUGAAAGAGAUCAUCAGGACUAGGUUGGCUUAUGCCGAAAAACUGAAAAAUCCUACUAUGAUGAUGAUUGAUCAGAUUUUAGAGGAUCUUAAAAUGUAUUUAAGACUAGCAAUUGAAAUUAAAAUUUCAAUGUUAGAGUAUUGUGCUCCUGUGGAAGGUUGGGUUUCUUUUCCAGAUUAUCAAGACACCGAGUUUGACAACACAAUAAUCGAAUGUGUUACUCAUUACAUGGAUUUACUCAAUCGGAAAUUACUUUUCUCACCGAAAGGCCAUAAGUCUUUCCGUACAUUCAAGGAACCCGAAGAGCUUGAAAGUGAAUGGACCUUGUUGAGAAAUUUGGGAUUUUAUAUCAAUGGAAUUUCAGUGGAUUUUUCAAGUCAGAUUUCGUCAUUGUUUGUGAAAUUGAUUACAAGACUAUAUACUUUUGUUCAGAAUCAAAUUCAGGGACCACCGUCAGAUGGAUACAGACUAGAUAGUCAACGACUAAUUCGUUGGUACACAUCAACACUUGAGAAUUUGGGUCAAUUACGGAGGAAAUUUAUUAGAUUUGAGGUGCAUUUAUUUCAAUAUUUCCAGAAUUCCGUUAGCUUCAAAUUGAUUCCUCAUAAGGCACAACGUUUUUUCACUUUACUAAAAGAAUCAAAUCACGCGUUAUAUCAAAAUCAGAAAAUAGCAGAAGAUGGUGUUUACAUUUUUGUAUCUGAAUCACUAGUUUACAGACCUUAUGAUGUUGAAUGCAUUUUAAGGAAUAAAUACUUAGGUGUCAAUUUCAACGAGAUUCCAAAACGGCACAUUGAAGUUAUUGAGAAGUACCAUCCAACUAUACAGUUCUAUGUAUCUCGUGAAGAUGAUGAGAAUGAAACUACUGCGGGUCAUGAAAAUGGCCACGAUGAUAAGCAAUCAUUGAAUAUGGAUUACGUUAUAGUUGUUGUACCCCCAAAGGCGUUGAUGUGGGACGGUAUCAUCGUACCAUUUAAUGAUAUUGACUCACUACUAAUCAAUGAGUUGAGACGUGGUAACGCGAUGUUUAUGACUGCCGGAUCUCCCAAUGAUAAUGUAUCGGAGAUUUUUUCUGUUUUCAAACAGUUUGUUGGGGAUACAAUAGGCACUAGUACGAAUAUAUGCUGCUCAGUUCCCAAAAUUGAAAGUAAUAUUCAGGCAUCGUUGAAGGUAUUUAACAGGAUUACAUGCCUAACUAUUGAUUGUACACCGACAAUUAGAAACCAAUGUCGUGGUGUUGGAAAUUGUCAAGAAUUAGUAAAUAAUAUAUUCAUAUUUGCACGGGAUAUAGGUAGAGACUCGAUUAGGAAUUCUGGAUAUAAUUUUAAUUUGAGAUCAGGGAGGGGACCGAUUAUUUUAAGGUUGAUCAAACUAGCGAUAGAAUGGUUAUCGUUUAUAGUUGACGACUGUUCGCCAACAGAUCCAAAAACUUUCCGUUGGUGUGUAUCAGCGCUUGAAUUUGCCAUGGAUAUAACUAGAGGUUUUAAUAUCUUGAUUCUUGAUUCUGAGAAAUUCUAUAGAUUGAAAGAUAAAGUUGCUGGAUGUAUGUCAUUAUUAAUCUCACAUUUUGAUAUCAUGGGAGCUAGAGCAAAAGAACUGCAACGUACAAGAAUGCAGAAAUAUGGAUUUGAAACCCAAAAAGAUAUAUAUACACUCGAUGAUGAAUCACUAGGUUCACUACGUGCACAUAUUAUGUACCAAAUUAAACAAAUUGAGGAGAAUAGAAGAAAGUUACAGGUUGAGCAACGUAGUGUUGGUCGUGUCCUUGAUGACACAGAUAUGGAGAACCAGUUGUUAACAUACCUUGCGUCAUCCUUUUCUAGUGUUUCCAUUAGAUGGCAGAAAGGCAAAUUUUUGGGUGGUGGUACAUUUGGUUCAGUUUAUGCCAGUGUUAAUUUGGAUACCGGAGGGCCUAUGGCAGUUAAAGAGAUUAGAUUCCAAGAUAGACAGUCAAUUAAAACUGUGGUUCCUGCAAUCAAGGGUGAGAUGUCAGUUUUAGAGUUACUAUCGCACCCGAAUAUUGUUCAAUUUUUUGGUGUUGAAGUUCACCGUGAUCGUGUUUACAUAUUUAUGGAAUACUGUUCAGGAGGAUCACUCGCUUCAUUGCUAGAAUAUGGAAGAAUUGAGGAUGAAAUAGUGAUACAAUUAUAUACAUUACAAAUGCUAGAAGCUUUAGCAUAUUUACACCAAUUUGGUAUUGUCCAUAGGGAUGUUAAGCCAGACAAUAUUUUACUAGAUCACAUGGGAGUUAUCAAGUUUGUCGAUUUUGGUUCAGCAAAGGUGAUUGCAAUUCCUAGUACAGGGACAACACCGGCGACAACUGCUACAUCUGGAAGUACUAAUACCAAUGCAGAAGAGGUUGGUACUGCACCGCCUUCCAACACCAACAGUGCAAAUAAUACCAUUUCCGAGUAUAUGGGCUCGACAACGUCUACUAUGUCUAGUACCAUGUCGAUGCAGGACGGCAGUGACAAAUCGUAUAUUUCGUCACAAUUACACAUGACAUCGUCGUCGCAGUCCGAUUUGAAUGUAGCUAUGACGAACUCAUCGGCAGUGAUUGAAUCACUAAUGGAAUCUAAGAAGUCACAUGCAUUGACAGGCACACCAAUGUAUAUGUCCCCGGAGACUAUCAAAGGUGAGAAAACGGGAAGAUUUGGAGCGAUGGAUAUCUGGUCGUUAGGAUGCUGUAUCAUUGAGAUGGCGACAGGCCGCAGACCAUGGUCCAACUUGGACAACGAAUUUGCAGUUAUGUACCAUAUUGCAGCGGGCCAUUUACCGCAAUUCCCCAAUGCAAAUGAAUUGAGUGAACAGGGUCGUGAGUUUUUAGCCAAAUGUAUGGUUAUUGACCCUACUAAGCGUGCCAGUGCCGUGGAACUAUUGCAGGACCCUUGGAUUAUGAGUAUCAGAAACGAAGCAUUUUCGGAAGAAUGA
Messenger RNA from Pichia kudriavzevii, 4878 nucleotides. RefSeq lists its product as uncharacterized. The transcript has a single exon. Bases 1 to 4878 code for a protein of 1625 amino acids. The record is from RefSeq and is a predicted model, not a curated record. Gene Ontology annotation, biological process: protein phosphorylation. Lineage: Eukaryota; Fungi; Ascomycota; Pichiomycetes; Pichiales; Pichiaceae. Gene Ontology annotation, molecular function: protein kinase activity; ATP binding.